This is a messenger RNA of Phalaenopsis equestris, 636 nucleotides long. RefSeq lists its product as uncharacterized. NCBI's taxonomy places the organism in Eukaryota, Viridiplantae, Streptophyta, Magnoliopsida, Asparagales, Orchidaceae. The record is from RefSeq and is a predicted model, not a curated record. The transcript has 4 exons. The coding region runs from base 1 to 636 and encodes 211 amino acids.
AUGGCGGCACAAGGAGGGCUGCCGGAGUGGCUGCGUGCACUUAUGGAGGAAGCUUUUUUUGUUGAUUGUGUGACCCACGAGAGCAAAAAGAACAUAUUUUGCCUCUAUUGUUGCAUUAGCAUCUGCGAAAACUGUGUGCCUGAUCACCGAUCCCACCACCAUAUUCAGGUCAGACGUCGCUAUGGCAGUGCCUUAGUCAAAUUGGAUGAUCUCAAAGAGCUCAUUGAUUGCUCCCUAGUCCGGAAAUAUGCUGCAAAUAAAGAAAAAAUAAUGUUUGUGAGACCGCAGACUCAAGUUAAUGUUUCGAAUGUCAAACAUAAUAAUUGUUCCUUCUGUGGCAAUGUUCUUAAUUACAGCUUUCGCUACUGCAGCCUUUCUUGCAAGGUGGAGUACGUGCAGUGGAAAGAGAAUGGCAUAUCUAGCAUAUUGUUCCAAUUUGAUCCAUCACAAUUUGUAUUAGUUGAAUCCGAGAGCCUACAAACGGACGUCUAUGAUAAACCUGAUGAUGAAGCAUGUGUUGCUGAUCAUAAUCAGAUCACACCAGAUCUAGCUCCAAUAGACUUUGUGCAGGAGAAGGGAAGCUCGAGCGGAUGGAGCAUUAGUGAAAUAGUUGAAAGUUGUAAGAAAAAGCAAUGA